UCAAUUAUCUAUCAACAGGACUUCCGUAUGCUCGCCAAUAUAACUCGACUUAUUCGACGCAUAAAAACAGAUUUUCUUCGCUCAUUCUAAGGGCAAAGCGUGCAAACGUAAGUCCAUCUUGAGUUAAGAAUCCAGAAUGAUUCCCACAUCGACAGCCACCAUCACUGAAGGGGAAGAACCUGCUUUUUCGCAGACAUCCUCUCCUUCCAAGGCCGAGGAGAUUGCAUGGGGCAGCAUUUUUGGAGUGCUCUCAGUCUUCAUCGUGGUAGAGAACCUACUCACUAUUGUCCUCUUUGCAGUGAACAAGAAGGUUCGCAAGAAGAAGAGUCUUUUCCUAGUCAUCAACAUGGCGACUGCUGAUCUGAUAUUCGGAGCUUUAGCCCUUCCCCUUUACAUCUACCUCGGCUUUGGUAUGCCGGACUAUAAGGAACUUGCGAUCCAAAACGGUGACUUGAUUUUGAUAUUAUCAUUGGACAUUGCCUCGAAAGUCUCCCUUGUGGCCUCGUUACUAUCAGCGACCUUGAUUUCUUGUGAGAGGUUUUACGCCAUAUAUCAGCCUUUGAAUCACCGAACUCUGACUGUGCGAAAAUACCGUAUUGUUAUACUUUCAAUAUGGAUAACGGCCCUACCGUUUUCCAGCUUAGUGUUCUUGAUUCCAGGGCAGGAAUGCACAUACGUGGGAAUGCCAUUCGCCUCGAUUCUGCUGACCAUUAUCUGUGGUUGUAACAUUGCAAUUUGGAGAAAGUUUCAUCGCGGAAAUUUCGCCUCACAACAGAAAAACAAAGUCUCGCGAAAAGAUCGUUUGACAAAGACUUUGUUACUCGUCUCCGUUCUUGCUUUGAUCUGCUGGCUUCCCUUUGUCUUUUCAAAUGCUUUAAGAGGGCUAGGCGUCACCAUACCGUGGAGGCACGUUAUGAUUGUCAACCUGCUUAAUUUUUCAAACUCCUGCGUGAAUCCAGUGGUGUAUGCAUCAAGGGUUCCAGAGUUUCGACAAGCGCUGGCUCUUUUUUGUGGCAAAGAUAAGAAAGCGUUGAAGAAGGAAAACACUGAAACAUCAAGUAACAAGAACGCUGCAACGUCAACAACACAUAUGAAAACAUCACAAGCUGAUUCUUCCCACCCAAACUUUGAGGAAGCUAUGGAUGCCAAAUUGUAUCCAACCGAGGAACAAGAACUAUUUGCGCUUAGUAAGUAGAACGUAGUUCGAAACUUCAAAUGGUUGUCGAAAUUAUAUUCUCAUCUUAAACUCAGUGGACGUAAAAACGUUAUAAAUUAUUGUCAAAGUUUUAUGUUGCAGCAGUUACUGUAGAAUAAACACUCAUUUUGGUGACGCUAGCUCUUUACCGUUUAUCUAGAUAGAAAAAAAACGAUGUAUGACUUAACCAUCGUUGUAAAUAUUAAAACUUCACCUAUUGUGUAACGAGUGAAAGACUGUAAUUCUUAGAAGCCGGCUACAGUAUUGUCUGGUGUAUUCACAAUUGUAUAAUAUCCUACAGAAUGGAUGUAAUUAUAAGUAGUUACAGCUCUCGGUCAUUUUAUCUUUGUCCUCCCACGUUCAAAUUUUAAUAACAUUUAUUCAAGUUGUAUUUUAAAUUUAUACCUCGACAUGGAGAAUGUUUUUUUCAGUCUCUAAAUUCUGUCGAGAGGAAAAAGGUCCUCGGGUGGUAAAAAAUACACGAAUAUAUACAGAACUUCAGCAGAGAAGAAAUGAAUCAAUAGACAGUUUCCAGUCUCAAUUCCCCUUCGCGAGGAAAAGAUAAUUGAUCACAACAAAGCAUAACUUGCCCACUUCCUAAAGCAAACAUUUGUUUGUUGAAGUGUCUAGAAAAAUAUUGCGUGCAAGAUGUUUGUAGUUUACAAAUUAGCAUCUACUUAAUUUCAAUAAUGAAUCGCCUUGGUGUCUAUAACGCGUUGAAAGAGAAACUGAAAUGCGAUAUAGGAAGCGUUUUAAUUAUGAUGU
Messenger RNA from Pocillopora verrucosa, 1960 nucleotides. RefSeq names its product neuromedin-K receptor-like. Gene Ontology annotation, biological process: G protein-coupled receptor signaling pathway. Gene Ontology annotation, cellular component: plasma membrane. NCBI's taxonomy places the organism in Eukaryota, Metazoa, Cnidaria, Anthozoa, Scleractinia, Pocilloporidae. The record is from RefSeq and is a predicted model, not a curated record. Gene Ontology annotation, molecular function: G protein-coupled receptor activity.